AUGAAUUCUCCGCCGCAGACUUCCGGCUCCGGCAGCGCCGCUUCCGGUCCGUCCUCUGACCCUCGUGACGACACGCCUUUCACUUCAGAGGAGACGCCCUUACUUGCUGGGUCAAGCUCAAGCUCGGCAGUAAGGUUGGGUACGCAGAAGGAUAGCAAUUCUCGUCAUGUUGAGACUCAAUCCAAAGUCCAUAUCCCGCUUGCGAGAGCAAUUGCGAUAGGAGUGAGCUUGUGGCUCCUCAUCUUCUUAACAGCAUGCAAUAUGUCUGGCAUGACUCUGAUUCAGGGCGCCAUUGCAUCUCAACUUGGUUCCCACGGCUCGUCUGCCAUGUGGUUCACCAGUGCCUACCUCAUUCCCAUGUCUUCUCUCGCUCCUGUAGCAGGGCGCCUGGCAACCAUCUUCCCACCUAGGACUCUUAUUCUCCCCAUUGCGGCUCUCAUAGCCACUGGCGGACUGAUCUGUGCCCUCUCGGCUUCGUUCGGUACGUUUGUUGCCGGCCGAGUCAUUGCAGGCACAGGUGGUGCUGGGGUUUUGUCACUCGCCAUUAUUAUUGGGCUGGAGUUGGCCAGCGAGAAGUCGAGAGGUCUUGUGCUAGGCUUGAUUAACGCGGGCUUUACUGCUGGUGUUUCCUUUGGUGCUAUCGUAUUCGGGGGUCUGAUGCCAGUUGUGGGAUGGAUCCCUUUCGCUUUCGCCACAGGCUUGGGAGUAUUUAUCAGUAUACCCGCUGCAGCAGAAGCACACGAUACCAAGACGUCUACGAGAGAGAAGCUCGCGCGAAUCGACUAUCUUGGGGCUGGUCUUUUGACCACGUCUAUUGUGCUGUUUCUUUACGCAAUCGCAGAUGAAAUCGAAACAGUACCCCUUUGUAUCGCACCCGUCAUCCUUCUGCUCUUCCUCGCAGUUGAGAACUACCUGGUAGCGGAUCCCAUCAUACCCGUCAAGGUUCUCUCUUCGUGGGGUAUCCUAUUCUCAUGUUUCGCACAGCUGGGUCUCAUGAUAGCCCGUUGGAGUGUUCUGUUCUACGCGCCCAUAUUCAUGCUUGCGGUUCGAGGCUCCUCUCCGGCAGCUGCAGGCUCCAUUCUGAUUCCUACCAAUGUAGGAUUUGGUCUGGGUGGCAUCCUCGUCGGCUGGCUUCAUGUGCGCCGAGACGGUGCUUUUUGGCUGCCCUCCAUUUCAGCCCUUGCCAUUUUCACUGUGAGCACCUACGUGCUCUCUCUCAUUAGCACUACGAGUCUUCCUCUUGCUCUCUUCAUCGUAGUCGUGCUGAUCAACGGCCUUGCGACGGGUGGAGGAGUCAACUACACACUUGCGCAUAUUCUGCACCUCAGCCAUGAUGAUACCCGAUACAUCGCCACCAGUCUGCUGGGUACGUUCCGAGGCUCGGGUUCAAGCUUCGGUACUGCGGUGGCCGGGGGUAUCUUCUACCGCUUACUCAGAGGAAAUCUUGUGUCGGGGUUUCUCCAGCUGGACGGUGGUGAGCAUCUGAGUCAUGCUCGACAGAGACUGAUAUCUAGCUUGGUUAACACGCCAGGGUUGGUGCACGGCGGUGACUUGAGUCCGGCAGAGCAGAACAUUGCGACAGAAGGCUAUGCCGGCGCUACGAGAGGCGUCUGGCAGGCCAUGGCCACGCUGGGUGGCGUGGUCGUUUUGUUUCAAGCCCUGACAGGAAAGAAAGCGCCUGAAGAUAGGCGGGAAGAUGAGCAGCCAGAUGAAGAGGCAGCCAGGGCUGUUGUAGCUGAGAACGAGGGUGUCGGUGAAGCGUGA
Messenger RNA from Fusarium tjaetaba, 1764 nucleotides. Its product is annotated as vacuolar basic amino acid transporter 1. Gene Ontology annotation, cellular component: fungal-type vacuole membrane. Lineage: Eukaryota; Fungi; Ascomycota; Sordariomycetes; Hypocreales; Nectriaceae. The record is from RefSeq and is a predicted model, not a curated record. Gene Ontology annotation, biological process: transmembrane transport; basic amino acid transport. Gene Ontology annotation, molecular function: basic amino acid transmembrane transporter activity. The transcript has 4 exons. The coding region runs from base 1 to 1764 and encodes 587 amino acids.